UCAUUGCAUGGGAAGCGAGCGCGCGCUCAUCGUUACCGCUGUGCACUCAUCGCUUUUGUGUGUCGCGGCGCCGCGUUCUGGGUGUGUCGAUGACGUUGCGCGCACGAUCGUGAGCCAGGCAAAUUUCCGCGCAUGAUGUCGCGCGAGUGAGCAGCGCUGCAUCCAUCACGCCGCUCGCAACGGAGCGCCAUGAGCGCGGCGAGCGCCAGAAGCCGGCGGCCGACUGGAGCACGAGUCGUAGGAGGUGAACCCGCAGCAUAGAUUUAAGGGAGUCUGAAGAACGGGCUGGGUGACUUGGGUAUUGGAAGGCGGUGCGAAGUUGGUGCGCCGUUUCUGCCAACUGACACCGAAUCUCCAUCUCGCCCCUCGUAGGACUUUCUGCUGCGGCGUGACAACGGGCGGCAGCUCGCGUGUUGAUUUCAUCUACCACUGUCGGAUCGUCUCAGAUCUCUGGGCACACGCGCCGCGAGCCCCAGAAACUGGUGGUUACCCGCGAGCUUCCCGGGCAAGAUCCACGAGAGCGCGGAUCUGAUAAGCAGGCGCCCCGCUGAGGGGAUCGAGUGCUGGCAGCGCGGCGAGGCACUGAGGGGGCGUGAGGGGAGCACCCCCGCCACCACAACGAGCAGGCGGUCGCGGCGGAAGGCGCCCAGGGCCGUGCGCGGCGCAGGUGCAGUUGGCGUGCGCGUGGUAGCGGGUGGGUGGCGGUGACACACGGCGCCGCAUGCUGCACGCACUUGGAGGUGCGGGCGCGGAGAGAGCAGGGUGAGGCAUUCACGCACAGCGCUCGCUGCUCGCCAACCCGGAAUGGCCGCCCACAGCACAUGGGCGCCGCGCUGUGGCACCGCGGACAGCUGCACAGCGCGCAAGCGGAGUUUGCAUUGGCGCGAGCGCCGUGCGCUGCGGCACGCUGCACACCCUGCACGCACCGCCUGCACUGCCCCGCCCAACCUCCUGGUACCGCUGUUGCUACCAGCGCUUGUGGCGCUGCUGUCGGUGCAAGCCGCGGUGGCAGCUCCUCUUGGCGCGCGGACUGGCAGGCUUGGGCGAGCUGACGCGCAGUUGGCAAGGGCAGGGCAGACGUGGCGGCACGCGCAAGCUGGGGUGAGCGGGGCGGCAGCAGGGCCAGCAGCUCGCGAGCGCAGGAGUCUGUACGCGCUGCCUGCACAGCCCAGCACGCCUCGCACCCACACACGUGUGCCACCCCACGCUGCUGCCGCAUCCACUGCAGCCCCCACGCCCAGCAGCAGCAGCGCGAGUGCAAGGGGGGGUGGAGCGGGUGGUGCGGCAGAGGCCGCUGCCAUUGGUGGCAAGAGGGCGAGCGAGCUGCCGCGCCCCAUGGUCACGGGCAACACGCAGGGGGGAACAGACAGCAGCAGCGCGGGUGGUGGGGGUGGCGGCGGUGACAUUCUGAGUCUCCUGAGAGUGAUGCAGAGCGGUGAGGGCGAUGAAGACGACGAUGAGGACGUGGGUGCGGGGCAGCACUGGCGCAUAUCGCGCGUGGACCCCUCGGAUGGCUUCAGGCGGUACCGCGGCCCCUACAACGUCACUGACACGCACUAUUGGGCGUCCGCAGCGUUCACUGGGUGGUGGGCGGCAGCAGUUGGCGUUAUCGUGUGCGUGCUGGGGGUUGUGCUGCUCGUCCUCGCGCUCUCCUCCACCCGCCAGCCCCUGGGCUGCUGCGGUGCAGCAGCGCGCAGCAAGGGCGCCAGGGCGCGCCCAGCAGCAGCAGUGCAUGGCAGGGAGGGGGUUGUGCAGGCAGAGAGCACGGCGGAGAGAGGAGUGGCGAGGGGGCAAGUGGACGGAGGGCGGGCAGGGGGCGAUGAGGGGGGUGUGGUAGCACCGGAUGCCGCUGGUGGGGCACGCGAGGGGGGCUUUAAGGCUGGGAGAGUGGAGCCAGGUAUGCACGGCCACGCGUCCACAGCAGCAACUUCCCCGUGUGACAGCGUCCACCCAGCGCCUUGGUCAAGCCCGGCAGCAGCGUCGCCCCCGGCAGCAGGAGCACGAGGGAGUGAGGCGCACAUGGGCGCCCCCAUUGCCAUCAGCAGAUCUGCCUCCUCCUCCCUCUCCUCCUUCUCCUCCUCCUCCUCCUCCCCCCGCACGUCCUCCGCUUCUUCAGCCACCCGCUCGUCCGUCUCCUCCUCCCUCUCCUCCGCUGCCUCCUCUGCACCCUUGCUGCCACCUGCUGCCCCCACCGUGUUUCCCCCCCUGACCUCUGACCUGUCAGUCCCCUCGCCAGGGGAGGAGGGGCAGCCACGUGCACAGGAGGAGAAGCGCUUUCAGCGGGAGGCAGAGGGUGGGGAGCAUGGGCAGGCAGAGCGGAGCGAGCAGCGGAGCAAGGGAGCGGCAUCAGUGGAGAGGGGCGAGAGGGGGUGGGGGCGAGUGGUGCGAGUGGGGCGACAGGCGGUGCAGUGGGCGCUGCUCGCUGGGGGGCUGCUGUUGACCCUUGCGGCAGUGGGCGUGUCGCUGUACGCGUCUGCAUCAUUCCGCCCCAUAGCCGUGAACACCCGAGACACUGUCACCGCCACCACGGCCGCCGCCAUUAAUAAGCUAGACGCCAUGUCCGCCGUGCUCUCAGCGGCCUACGCUGUCUUCAACCGCACGCUCCAGAGCCCCGCGCUGCUGCCGCCCGCACCGCAGCAGCAGGAGCAGGCGCAGGCGCAGCAGAAGCUGGAGCAGCAGGGCGGGCAGCGGCAGGGUAAUGUGUGGGCUUCCAGCGAGAGCGCCAGCGGUGCUCCUGGCAGCGUGGGGCAGGGCGGCAACACGACCCCUGCACGCACCAGGACGAUGGGCAGCGUGCCAUACAGCAAUGGCAAUACUCCUUGUGCUGCUGCCAAUGACGGUGCUGUCUACAGCAGUGGCAACAACGCAGGGGCGGGUGCAGCAGGGGGGUCAGAGCAAGGCUGGGGCAACGCGGUGGGGCGACUAGCGGGUGGCAGCGCCAGCAACGGCAGCAGCAACGGCAAAGGCACGGAUGCGGCGUCGAUCCUGGUGUUUGCGCGCCGUGCGCUGGUGUCAGUGCACUCCCUGCAGCGCCAGGCACACGCGCUGGAGGCCAUGGUGGAUGGCGUGGCGCGCAGGGCGCUCUCCACCACCAACACCGCCCUCAUUGCGCUCAUGGCCGCCUCCUGCCUCCUGCUGCUGCUCUCUGCUGCCUGCGCCCUGGUGUCGUGCGGCAGCAGGCGCCUGUACCUCUGCACGCACCUCGUGUGCAUGUGCGCGCUGCUCGCGCUGCUGCUGCUGGCGUGGGCGCUCGCGGGGGCCUUCUUCUCUGCGCGUGUCGUGCUGGACGACUCGUGCCGCGAGAUGGCGCUCUACGCCGCCACGCCCGCCGCCUCCACCCUCGCGCCGCUGCUGCCGUGCCUCAACCCGCGUGCGGCGCGCAUCGCGCUCGUCAACGCGGCGCGCGGCGCGAACCGGCUGGUGGGGUUCGCGAACGGGCAGAUCGAGAGCGGCAACGCCGCGCUCGGCGGGCUGCGCCGCCUCAUGCGGGCGGCGGGCCUCAUGGCGGGGAACGGCACGCGCAGCGGCGCUGGUGGGGGCGGUGCUGCGGGGGCAAGCGGCGGGGAGAGCGGAGUAGAGGGGAUGAGGGCGGGCGGCCUGAGAGGGAGUGGGUCGAGCAUGGGCAUGGCUGAGAGCAGAGCUGGCGCUGGCAGCAGCAGCGGCGCUGCACAGGCAGGUGUAGCGGGCGGCAGCGAUCAAGCUGCUGUAGCGGCAGGCCAGACAGGCGACGAGGAAAGCAGUGCUAUGGGCAGUAGCAGCAGUAGUGGCAGCGGGGAGCGUCUCAUUCCCCUGCUGUGCCCGCUCUUCAACGAAAGCAGCAACCUCACAGCCGCUCCGUGCCCUGCGGGAUUCGGCUCCGUGCGCUCCUUUGAAAAGGACUAUGCCCCAUACCACUGUGAGUCAGAGAACCCUGUUGUCUGUGUGCGGCGAGGCACACCCAUCCCCAACUCCUCCUACCACUUACUUGCCAGUGCUGUUGCCGUCACCGUAAGUGUGGCUGACCUGGUACCGGACAUGUACGACCUUGCCACGUGUCAAUUCCUCAUUGACAUGUUCCAAGACCUGUCCACCAAUCCCCAGGGUUGUCCUGGAGCCAAGAGCAAGGUGCGAAUGGAGUGGGUGGCAUUUAUGAUGUUUGGUGUGGCACUAACUGUGCUUCUGCUGUCAUGUAUCAUAGCAUUGUACAGUUAUCACAAGAGGGAUGGAGAUGAGAGAAGGGAGGGGCGAUGAAUGCAAUGUAUACCUAGUUGCCAUCACGAGGAGGAAAGGUGGGAUGUAAGUGUAUGAGAUUUGUCAAACAUGUGUAUUUGUCAUGUUUGUAUAGACUGUAUAGGGUUACCUCUUAGAGGGUACAACACUUAGGU
Closterium sp. NIES-67 is the source of this 4364-nucleotide messenger RNA. The record is from the annotation of a GenBank genome assembly. NCBI's taxonomy places the organism in Eukaryota, Viridiplantae, Streptophyta, Zygnematophyceae, Desmidiales, Closteriaceae.